This is a messenger RNA of Papilio xuthus (Asian swallowtail), 1502 nucleotides long. RefSeq names its product juvenile hormone esterase-like. The transcript is spliced from 4 exons. The coding region runs from base 1 to 1500 and encodes 499 amino acids. Lineage: Eukaryota; Metazoa; Arthropoda; Insecta; Lepidoptera; Papilionidae. The record is from RefSeq and is a predicted model, not a curated record.
AUGAUUGUUAAAGAGUGGGUGGUUUUAUUUAUGGUGUCGAAAUGUUUGGGGGAAAAGAGACCGCAUCGUGAUGUAAUGACGAUUCAUGGUCAAGCUCCUGAGCCGACAGUCCCUUGGGACGGUAUAUUUGAGGCGAUACACCGCAUCAAGUGUCCCCAAGUGGAUGAGAUUGGAGUGGAGAACUGCCUCGUCGUAAAUGUGUUCGCACCAGAACAACAGCGGGGAAUUAAAUCGCUGCCUGUAAUUGUCCAUGUACACGACGGUGAUUUUCAAAGAGGUUGGGGAUCAUUCAGGGCACCAUCUCGCUUACUAAAAGAAAAUUUCGUCAUAGUAACAUUCAAUUAUCGUUUGGGAGUUCUCGGUUUUCUUUGCCUCGGGUCAUUCGAGGCGCCGGGAAAUGCCGGCUUGAAGGACCAAGUUGCCGCACUCUACUGGGUGCAGAGGAAUAUUAAACAUUUUGGCGGGAACCCAAAUGACGUCACUAUUUAUGGAACGGGGUCCGGUGCCGUCGCAGUAGAACUACUGCUGCUUUCUGGUUCCACUACAGGAUUGUUUCAAAGGAUGAUUUUAGAAUCCGGCUCUGCUAUAGCCCCUAGUUCAGUGACGUAUACGCCUUUCUCCACAGCUGUAAAAGUUGCUGCACUACUAGGAUACAAAGGUGAGACAAAAGCGAACAAAUUAGCUGAUUUUUAUCAGCAAUUGCCCAUCCGGAGUUUGAAGAACGUGACAGAAAUGUUCCUACCGUGUAUAGAACGCGAUCAGUCUAAUACCAAUAGCCUGCUUGAUGUGGACCCAUUAGAUAUAUUGAAGGACGCUCACUUCUUCCAUGUGCCAAUAAUUAUGGCCUUUUCAAAUGCAUUUGAGGUCAAAAUUAUAUCGGAUAACAUAAAAAGGUUUACUUUCGUUCCUACCAAUUUUAAAGAAUUACUGCCGAGCAAUUUGGAAUUUGAAAGCGAAGAUUUGAAAACGAAAUUAGCAAAAUUAGUGAAAGAAUUUUACUUCGGAGACAAUGUUGUUGGGGAUAACUUGAUUCCGAACUAUGUGGAUUACGUGAACGACAUAUUUAUCGAGUACCCUGUUGUAAAAUCAUCAAUACUGCAUUCAAGGGCUACUCAACCGGUGUACCUUUUAAAGUUUACAUAUAAAGGCAGCAUGAGCAGUUUGAAAAGCGAGGAGAUAUCAGGCGCUGGUCAUGGAGAUCUCUACAUGUAUUUAUUCUCAAAUGAACAACUAAACAAUGAAGAACAAGUGAUCUCAGACAGACUAAUUCAGUUAAUAUCUAACUUCAUAAAAGUGGGGGAUCCAACGCCAUUGACAACCACACUAAUACCAGUUAUUUGGGAGCCUGUACCGUACACUAUCGACUUUGAAGGCAAGAUAACCGUAGUACCAUACUUAAUGUUUGAUAAAACAGUAGCAAAUCAACUUCUAUCUGGCCAGCAGUUGAUAUUUUGGGAUCACAUUUACACUAAAUUCUACAAAAAACAUGAGAACUCCUGAAG